Gossypium arboreum is the source of this 6410-nucleotide messenger RNA. RefSeq names its product putative callose synthase 8. Gene Ontology annotation, biological process: (1->3)-beta-D-glucan biosynthetic process. Lineage: Eukaryota; Viridiplantae; Streptophyta; Magnoliopsida; Malvales; Malvaceae. The transcript is spliced from 41 exons. The coding region runs from base 409 to 6282 and encodes 1957 amino acids. The record is from RefSeq and is a predicted model, not a curated record. Gene Ontology annotation, cellular component: plasma membrane; 1,3-beta-D-glucan synthase complex. Gene Ontology annotation, molecular function: 1,3-beta-D-glucan synthase activity.
AGCUUGAGACAAAGUUUAAUCAUUUAGUCCCUUUCUCUGUUUUCUUCUAUAGUUUACUUUUCUUUAUUUAAUAGAACUAAGAAAAAAACCAGCCAUGCAUCACACUUUUAAAAGCCUCCCCUUCUUCUCCCUUCUCUGUUUUCUUUGUAUAAAAAACACAAAAGAUUCAAAAAAGCAAAAGCAGAGACGGAGGAAAAAGCUUGAACACCAAAUCACACAAUCAAAAUUUCACAAAUCAUCUUUCCAUUUACCCACCCCAAAAAAGCAGAAAACACACCCAUUAAGCAAACUUUAAAGCAAAAUGCAAAGCCAAAGCCAAAACCAAAACCAAAGCAAAACCAUCACAAUCCCACUCCUUAUAUACCCUUUACGCUCAUUAGUCUUUCCCUUUUUACCACUGCUGAAAACAUGUCGAAUGAGAUUGUCCCUGUUGAUGAUCCCAUUGAAGAACCAAAACCCAACAAGAAACCAGUCGUUUACGAUGAAGAUGAAGGGAGUAAGGGUGUUGUAAAAUCACUUACUUAUUAUGGUGAAAGUAGUAGUAGUGGAAGUGGUGGGUAUGUUCCUGAAGUGUUUAACAGUGAAAGUUUGCCUUCUACUUUGGCUUCUGAAAUCCAAAGAUUUCUUAGAGUUGCUAAUAUGUUGGAAUGGAAAGCCGCUCGUGUUGCUUAUCUUUGUCGUUUUCAUGCUUUUGAAAUAGCACAUAACUUGGACCGUAAUUCAACAGGAAGGAAAGUUAGACAGUUUAAAACCAUGCUUCUUCAAAGGCUUGAACGUGAUGAAGAAACUUCAAAAACAAAGAGGAAGGAACAGAGUGACUCACGAGAACUUAAACGUGUUUAUGAUGAAAAUAGGAGAUAUAUCAGCCAACAUGCGGAAGCAUUUGACUUGGAAAAUAGUCAUGGAGAGAAGUUGCUAGAUGCAUGUAGAAUUGCUUCUGUGUUGUAUGACGUACUAAAGGCAGUUAUAGCUGGUCCUCAGGCCCUUGCUGACAGAGAGAGCAUUCAAGCUAGAACUGAGUUGUUUGCCUACAAUAUUCUGCCACUUGAUCAUGGAGGUAUUCAGCAAGCAAUUAUGAAAUUUCCUGAGAUUAAAGUUGCUAUUCAAGUUAUUCGUAAUGUCCGUGGUUUACCCUCAACCCAGAACCUUCCAAAACGUGGGACUUUCAUAGAUUGUUUUGAAUUUCUUCAGUAUUCUUUUGGGUUCCAGAAAGAAAAUGUAGCCAACCAGAGGGAACAUCUUGUUCUACUCCUUGCUAAUGUGCUUUCUCGGCACUCUCGGAAGCAAGCGUUGGCCUUGAAGACAAUUGAUGCGUCUAUUGAUGAGCUAAUGAGAAAGUUUUUCAAAAAUUAUACAAACUGGUGCAAAUUUUUGGUCAGAAAAAGCAAUAUCAGGUUGCCUUGUGUCAAACAAGAUGCUCAGCAAUAUAAAAUUCUAUAUAUAGGUCUUUAUCUUCUUAUUUGGGGAGAGGCUGCGAACCUGCGAUUUAUGCCAGAAUGUCUUUGUUAUAUCUUUCACCAUAUGGCAUAUGAAUUGCACGGUAUGUUAACUGGUGCUGUUAGUAUGACAACUGGUGACACAGUCGAGCCAGCGUAUGGUGGAAGCCAUGAGUCUUUCCUUAGCAAUGUGGUUACCCCCAUAUAUGAAGUCAUACGUAAGGAAGCUGAGAAAAACAAAUGUGGAACAGCAGACCAUACUACAUGGAGGAACUAUGAUGACCUGAAUGAGUUUUUCUGGUCUCCUGAUUGUUUCCAAAUAGGUUGGCCUAUGCGUCUGGAACAUGAUUUUUUCUGCACAAGUUCUCCUAAGAAGAGCAAAGUUAAGACUUCUAGGAGUGCUAGAGAACAGAGGAAGGAAAAAGAAACUGAAGAUGAAGAACAGGGGUUAAACGAUGUAACUUCGGAGGAGAAUCGUGAACCAAAAUGGUUGGGGAAGACAAAUUUUGUAGAGAUCCGUUCCUUUUGGCAAGUUUUUAGGAGCUUUGAUAGGAUGUGGAGCUUUUUUAUACUAUCCCUUCAGGCAAUGAUAAUUAUGGCUUGCCAUGAUGUUGGAUCUCCACUUGAAGUGUUUGAUGCCGUAAUAUUGGAGGAUGUUAUGAGCAUCUUCAUAACAUCUGCGAUUCUUAAGCUCAUACAAGCAAUUCUUGAUAUUACCUUCACAUGGAAAGCAAGAAACACCAUGGAGUUAUCUCAAAAACGGAUACAAUUGCUAAGGCUUGCUUAUGCGGUGAUAUGGACCAUUGUUCUUCCUGUUGUUUAUGCUCAAUCUAGGAGGAAAUAUACUUGUUAUUCCACACAAAAUGAAAGCUGGAUUGGAGAAUGGUGCUAUUCUCCCUUUAUGGUUCUUGUGGUAGUAUACCUAAUAACUAAUGCAGUUGAUCUAGUCUUAUUUUUUGUUCCGGCUGUUAGCAAGUACAUUGAAAUCUCAAACUGGAGCAUCUGCAGAACUAUAUCUAGGUGGACACAGCCUAGACUAUAUGUUGGGCGGGGAAUGCAAGAGACUCAAAUUUCUCUUUUCAAGUAUACCUUUUUCUGGAUGCUAGUGCUGUCAACCAAGUUAGUGUUCAGCUACAGUUUUGAGAUAAAACCCCUAAUAGCACCAACAAGAGAAAUUAUGAAAAUUGGUGUGCAAACAUAUGACUGGCAUGAGCUUUUCCCCAAAGUCAGGAGCAAUGUUGGUGCUAUUGUGGCAGUGUGGGCUCCCAUAAUAGUUGUGUAUUUCAUGGACACACAAAUAUGGUAUUCUGUUUAUUGUACAGUAUGUGGAGGACUUUAUGGCAUUUUGCAUCAUCUUGGUGAGAUCCGGACAUUGGGAAUGCUGAGAAGUAGAUUUCAUUCCUUGCCUUCUGCAUUCAACCGCCUCAUCCCACCACCAUCAAAAAAGAGAACAAAAAGUUUACUCCAGAAUAUAUUUUGCAAGGUGUCCAAAAGUGAGGUAUUAGAUCAGAAGUUUGUUCUAGUCUGGAACCAAAUUAUCAGUAAUUUUAGAUCGGAAGACUUGAUAAGCAACAGGGAAAUGGAUUUGAUGACGAUACCUACAUCUGGGCUGUUUCCUGAAUUUAUUCGCUGGCCUAUUUUCCUUCUUGCAAAUAAGUUUUCAACAGCACUAAGCAUUGCAAGAGAUUUUGUGGGGAAGGAUGAGAAACUUUUUAAAAGGAUUAGAAAAGAUGAGUACAUGUACUUUUCUGUAAAGGAGUGCUAUGAGUCGGUGAAGUACAUCCUUGAAGUUCUUAUUGUUGGUGACCUUGAAAAGAGGGUUGUAUCAAACAUCGUGAAUGAAAUUGAGCGAAGCAUUGAAGAAUCAACUUUUCUUCAAGAUUUCAAGAUGAGUGCACUUCCGGCUCUACAAAACAAAUUUGUGGAGUUGCUUGAAUUAAUAGUUGAGGGAGAUAAAAAUCAAAAUGGUAAAGUUGUGCAAGUACUCCAAGAUAUCUUUGAGCUCGUAACAAAUGAUAUGAUGGCAAACGGUCACAGAGUAGUGGAUUUGAUAGAAUGCUCCCAAGAAGCUGUGGAUGAUUUUACUUUUUUCUCUAGAAAGAGAGAACCACAAUUAUUUGAAUCUGCUGCUAGCAAGACCUCUAUAUGUUUUCCUUUGCCUGAUGAUGGCCCUCUUACUGAACAGAUUCAGCGGUUGCAUUUAUUGCUUACUGUCAAAGAUAAGGCAAUGGACAUGCCUGCAAACUUAGAAGCCCGAAGGCGUAUUUCGUUCUUUGCUACUUCACUCUUUAUGGAUAUGCCUAGUGCUCCUGAAGUGUGCAGUAUGAUGUCUUUCAGUGUUAUGACCCCCCAUUAUAUGGAGGAUGUCAAUUUUUCAAUGAAGGAGCUACAAUCAAGCAAAGGACAAGUUUCUAUCAUCUUCUAUAUGCAAAAAAUCUUCCCAGAUGAGUGGAAGAACUUUUUGGAGCGUAUGGGAUAUCAAAACUUUAAUGAACUAAUAGAUGAUGAAAAGGAGGAAGAGAUUAGAAAGUGGGCUUCUUUUCGUGGCCAAACGCUAAGCAGAACAGUUAGAGGAAUUAUGUACUAUAGACAAGCCUUAAAAUUACAAGCACUUCUUGAAAUGCCUGAGUAUAAAGACGUUGUCCAGGAUGUUAAUGUUUUUGAACGAAAUAAUCCCAAGUCAUCUGCGGAACUAGAUGCCUUAGUAGACAUGAAAUUCACGUAUGUUGUCUCUUGUCAAAUGUUCGGAUCACAUAAAUCUUCUGGGGACCCUCGUGCAGAAGACGUAAAGGAUUUGAUGAUAAGGUAUCCAGCUCUACGUGUUGCAUAUAUUGAAGAGAAAGAAGAAAUAAUAGGAGAUAAGCCUCAAAAGGUUUAUUCUUCUAUUCUGGCAAAAGCUGUUGGUACUUUUGAUCAGGUAAUCUAUCGCAUAAAGCUUCCUGGUCCACCAAUCAUUGGUGAAGGGAAGCCAGAAAAUCAAAACCAUGCCAUAAUCUUCACACGUGGAGAAGCUCUCCAAACGAUUGACAUGAACCAAGACAAUUAUUUGGAAGAAGCUCUUAAAGUGAGAAAUCUUCUGCAAGAGUUUCAUCAUAACCGUGGGCGGCGCCCUCCUACAAUACUUGGUCUGAGGGAACACAUAUUCACUGGAAGUGUUUCUUCUUUAGCAUGGUUUAUGUCAUAUCAGGAAACCAGCUUUGUCACCAUUGGUCAAAGGCUUCUUGCCAAUCCUCUCAGGGUUCGCUUCCACUAUGGGCAUCCAGAUGUAUUUGAUAGGUUGUUUCACAUGACAAGAGGUGGAAUAAGCAAAGCAUCAAAAACAAUAAACUUGAGUGAGGAUGUUUUUGCCGGAUUCAACUCGACCCUGCGACGGGGAUGUAUUACAUAUCACGAGUACCUGCAAGUUGGCAAAGGUCGUGAUGUAGGCCUUAAUCAAAUCUCUAAGUUUGAGGCCAAAGUUGCUAAUGGGAAUAGUGAACAAACUUUAAGCCGUGACAUACACCGUCUUGGUCGUCGAUUUGAUUUUUUUAGGAUGCUAUCUUGCUACUUCACAACCAUUGGAUUUUACUUCAGCAGUCUGAUUUCUGUACUCGGAAUUUAUGUGUUCCUCUAUGGACAACUAUACCUUGUUCUUAGUGGACUAGAAAAGGCACUCCUCAUUGAGGCUAGAAUGAAAAACAUUGAAUCAUUGGAAACUGCUCUUGCUUCUCAAUCGUUUAUUCAGCUUGGUCUUUUAACUGGCUUACCGAUGGUAAUGGAGAUCGGACUUGAGAAGGGGUUUCUUACGGCCCUUAAAGAUUUUGUUCUUAUGCAACUGCAGUUGGCUGCUGUUUUCUUCACUUUUUCCCUUGGGACAAAAACCCAUCAUUUUGGUCGGACAAUUAUGUAUGGCGGAGCUAAGUAUAUACCUACCGGACGUAAGGUUGUGGUGUUUCAUGCCAGCUUUACUGAGAACUACAGAUUGUAUUCACGAAGCCACUUUGUUAAAGGAUUUGAACUGUUGCUCCUGUUAGUGGUUUACGAUUUGUUCCGGAGGUCCUACCAGAGUAGCAUGGCAUAUGUAUUAAUCACGUACUCUGUUUGGUUCAUGACCAUGACUUGGUUGUUUGCACCAUUUUUCUUUAAUCCUUCCGGAUUCGAUUGGGACAAGAUUGUAGAUGAUUGGAAAGGCUGGAAUAAGUGGAUCAAGGAGAAAGGUGGUAUUGGGAUUCAACAAAACAAGAGUUGGCAAUCUUGGUGGAAUGAUGAACAAGCUCACCUUCGUCGUUCAGGAUAUGGUGCUAGAUUGUUCGAAAUUCUUCUUUCGAUUCGGUUCUUCUUGUAUCAGUAUGGCUUGGUGUAUCAUCUUGACAUCUCCCAACAGAGCAAAAAUUUCCUGGUUUAUGUGCUUUCCUGGGUUGUGAUUCUUGCAGUUUUCCUGACGGUCAAGGCAGUGAACAUUGGAAGGCAACUCUUCAGUGCUCGUUACCAUCUGAUGUUUAGGUUCUUUAAAGCAUUCCUCUUCCUAAGUGUUUUCACCAUUGUUAUCACUCUCUCAGUCAUCUGUGAACUGUCGUCCAAGGAUUUACUUGUCUGCUGUCUUGCAUUUCUGCCGACUGGAUGGGGUCUGAUUUUGGUUGCUCAAGCUGUGAGGCCGAUUAUUGAGAACACCGGACUCUGGCAGUUCACUGAGGUACUAGCUAAGGCAUAUGAUUACGGAAUGGGAUCGAUCCUUUUCUCUCCGAUUGCUAUAUUGGCAUGGCUUCCGAUCAUUUCAGCAUUCCAAACUCGAUUCCUUUUCAACCAGGCUUUCAAUAGGCAUCUCCAAAUCCAACCAAUUCUUGAAGGGAAGAAGAAGCAAAAAUAAAGUUUUGACAUUCAUAAACAUUCUGCCCAUUAAUUUAUUUGUACAUUUCAAAGAGAUAUAAUAUAUAGUUGUAAAUAACAAUGAUUCAUUACUUUAAAAUAAUACACCUCAAAAUUUCAGUAGAUAAA